Messenger RNA from Daldinia vernicosa, 3816 nucleotides. RefSeq lists its product as uncharacterized. Gene Ontology annotation, molecular function: monoatomic ion channel activity. Lineage: Eukaryota; Fungi; Ascomycota; Sordariomycetes; Xylariales; Hypoxylaceae. Gene Ontology annotation, cellular component: membrane. Bases 257 to 3790 code for a protein of 1177 amino acids. The record is from RefSeq and is a predicted model, not a curated record. Gene Ontology annotation, biological process: monoatomic ion transport; transmembrane transport. The transcript has 5 exons.
UAUCAAUAUCAAUGCUAGCAACGCUAAGUCGUGAUCUUCGCAACGCCCUUAUCUUUUUCUCCCUUCCUCUCUUUGUCCCACUAUCUUGUCUUUCCGCGCAACGCGGUCAAGUCUUGGUGCUGUAUUACCUGCACACACAAACAAGCAAGCUAGGCUGGUCGGCGAACCUAUUGUACUUGGCUUGUUUUUGUCUUCCCAAUGCCUUUAUAUCUUUCAUAGCUGUCGGCGUGGAGGUAAGGGGGAACUGGGAACAACGAUGGCUGCUCCCGCGAAGGAGAUGCUUUCCUCGUUGCUAUUGCGGUCGGGACAGGCCGCUCAACACGUCAACUCAGCGCGUUUUGAUUCGAACGAUCACACCCCGCCCCCUGAUCCUAUGAGCCGCAAUUAUGGUCAACAGCGACGUGCCACUGCCGAUUUCACCGAGGCCGACGAGGACGAGGACGAGGACGAGGAAGAAGAGGAUGAGGAUGAAAACGCAGACGACUUCGACCUCAACGAUAGGCCGUCUGGGCGUCGAUUAAGUCGACCAUUUCGAGAAACGAAUGCGCGUAGGAAUUCGGCUUCGAUUAUACCACUGUUCUCUGCUACCUACCUUGAUUCUAUCCCCAUUUAUAAUGUCGUUCAUGCAAUUAGAAUAAUUGUCCAAGCAAGAACUGAGACUACGUUGACGUGGGAUCAAAUUCGAUCACCCCAAGUUUCUCAAUUCCUAGUCAAACCUAUGCAACAGCAGAUCCGGACCCAACAUUUUAGUCGUGUGACGCUGUACGCUUUAAUGGCGAACUGCCUCCAAUUUGCGAAGGAGGGACAGCUAUACCCGGGUAACGCAGGUACGAGUAUGACGCGAGCGAGGGUCUGUGAAAUUCUCGCCUUGAAAUUAUUGAAGGAAUACAGUACGAGGGAGCUGAUUGAUGCUUUGUCCUACGACUUCUACCCGCUCCAAGGAGCCCCCGAGACACCGACGACGCAUGUAAAGUCCCCCGACAGCAAGAACCGCCCAUCUGUAGCCCGAUCUUCCACGCUCGAGGUAGCUAUCCGUGCUUCCGCCAAGCACUUCCUAGCCCACCCACUCGUGGUUCAACAACUCGAGGCCAUUUGGAACGGUGCUAUCAGCUUCUAUUCGUCCCAAGACAACCUUCAUCGGAUUAUGUCCAAGCCCCCAACUCCAAGUGGGAACGCCCAAAACGGCCCAGCGGGAGUUCGAACACCGCUACUCGGCCACCAAGUUGCUAAAGAGCAACUGUCUCAAUUACCGCUACAUCAGAUACCUGUACGACGAACGGUAAAUCUGUACGACCCACGCCAAGCUUCUCCUUUGAAGUUAUCUCGCCUCCGCGUUCCUCGCUAUAGACAGUUUCUAUCAACAUGCUCCUUAUUUGCCCUAAUAUGUUUAUUUUUAGCAGUUCUGAUAGAACGCUCUAGUCGCAUUACCGAACUAGAAUUAGUAUUCUGGUUUUGGAGUGCGGGCUUCAUGCUUGAUGAAGUUGUUGGUUUCAACGAGCAAGGUUUUUCCUUGUAUAUCAUGAGCUUUUGGAAUAUUUUCGAUCUCGGCAUUCUACUCUUACUCAUCGUAUAUUACUGUUUGAGAGUAUAUGCUGUGUUUGUCGUUGACCCCUAUCGUUGGAAUGAGAUGGCAUAUGAUGUUCUAGCAGCGAACGCCAUACUCUUGUUGCCACGUAUCUUCAGUGUGUUAGAUCACUAUCGAUACUUUUCACAGCUUCUGAUUGCCUUUCGGCUCAUGGCGGUGGAUCUUGCGGCUGUCUUCGUUCUCGUCCUAAUCAGUUGUUCUGGGUUCUUUGUGUUCUUUACACUCUCUAGCAACCAAAAUGCCGCACCAGAGGUUGCUUACAAGAUCUUCCAGAUUCUCAUGGGGUUCACGCCAGCUGCGUGGGAUGUAUGGCCGGAGUAUACUUUCUUAGGCAAGACGCUACUAGCGGCUUUUCUCAUUAUAUGCCAUUUCCUCGUCGUUACAAUACUGAUCACCGUACUGACAAAUUCCUUCACGGCAAUCGUAUCGAACGCGAAUGAGGAGCACCAGUUCUUGUUUGCGAUCAAUACUAUAUCUAUGGUCAAGAACGACGCAAUGUUCUCUUAUGUCGCGCCAGGCAAUAUCCUCGCUUGGAUCUUGACGCCGUUACGAUACGUAAUGUCUAUAAAGCAGUUUGUGAUUUUGAACCGCACGGUCAUUAAAUUGACCCAUUUUCCUCUUCUAUUUUGCAUAUUCAUUUAUGAAAAAUACUUUCUCGCCCCGUCGAUUUACGAGCCGACGGAUCUGGUCGAGCAUCAAGGGCGCCGUAAAACAAGGGGGAUAUCAUUCACCGACCUUGCUAGUAGGGGAACGGCCCUUUUCAGCCCAAGCAUGAAGACACGUGAGGAAUCGAUUGCUGGAUUUCAAAAAGACCGUGCCCUGGAAGAGGUCUUCCGUCGACUUCCUGAUGCCGGCACAAUACGGAGCCAGAGAAGACAAGAAAGGAGGAAGACGCAGACAGCUAUUCGCAAUUGGAUGGAACAAAAUGACGAGAUUGGUGAGCGUCUCUCUCAUUGGCCUACGAUUGAUAGUCGUCGGAGCCUUUCUCAACGACGAAUGAGCAUGAGCCGUGAUUUUCCUAGGAGAUCCAGGCAUGUCUCUGACAUUCGAUCGGCUGCAAGUGACCCUGCCGACCUUGUGUCGAAUAGCGGCUUUCCUGGCUCUAAUGUUAGGGAACUCAACGGUCAAAUUGAUGAACAACAGGCACGAUAUAGGGACCAGACAGAAGCAGAUGGCGAUGAUGAAUUCGUAACAAACGAUGAGGAGGAAGAUGAGAUGAUAAACGCAAGCCACCGUGACAGCAAUGCUAGUCCACGAGAGCGUGAAGACUAUUUCACGUCCUCUCUAGGCUUGAGGCGUGAGGUAUUAGUUCCGUCGUCUUUGGGUUCUUCCUCACACCAACAGAGUAUGGCCGUAACAUCACCUAGAACUAGCAAUACACCUCGUCGCCAAGGUCUCCACAGCCGCACACUUUCCACAAAUACAAUCCUUUACGCCCCACAAGGACCUAAUCACUUCGAAGCAAGUCCAUCCUUGAUCUCGGAAGAGCCAUUGGGUGCGAGCUCCCGCCCGCGAACCAGCCGACUGGCUACAGCUGCAGCUGCAGAGUCAUCCGUACCAAGCGGCACACGUUCGCCGCGGAGGACGCAAAAUAGACCGCCCCCGGCAACGCGGCCGAGACCGAUCCCCGCAAGAUCGGUACCUAAUCGCUCUAUCCUCCACAAUGCUGUUCCAAGAAUCCGACGCCUUUCAUCUGUUGAUGGGGCCAUUAGUUCUGAUAUAGGGUUGGAUGUGACUAAUGAGUUUGGUGCGGUGCCCUCAUCAUUCGCAACACAAAUGGCUAUGGCCACUGGCCAGCUGAAGGUGCUGAAUCAAAGCAGUCAAGAACGCGAGGAUUCAGAUAGAAUCAGCCGGUUAAUUUUGGCUAGGAUGAAGAACCUCGAAGAGAACUUUGCAGAUGCUAUGAAGGAGAUUCGAGCGCGAAGUGCAGCGCCCACGGCACAGAAUUCAGAAGAUGAAGGCGGUUGGAGAACAGGUACGAGUGGCGAAAGGCCACCGAGCAGAAAGAGAGCAUCAGGGGUAAAGAGCAAGAGUGAGGGAAGCCGGCCGGUGAGUAAUAGGGAACAAAAGGAUGGCUUGGAGACGGUUAUUCCAAGGAGUCAUCGGUCCAAGGGGAAAGGGAAGGAAGUCGCGGGGACAACAAGCGCUGGCGAGCUGGAGGGUGAAUCGGUGACGGAAUGGCCCAAGAGGGGAAGCUCCGUAUAAGCGGCGUUCUAAGUAGAUUCUGCCAG